This is a messenger RNA of Sungouiella intermedia, 1332 nucleotides long. Lineage: Eukaryota; Fungi; Ascomycota; Pichiomycetes; Serinales; Metschnikowiaceae. The record is from the annotation of a GenBank genome assembly.
AUGGCGUCUCAAAUUCACUUUCUCGAUAUAAAAGGGAAGCCUCUUCUCUCAAGAGACUAUAAAGGCGACAUCCCAUCCAAUGCCAUCGAGACGUUCCCGCUCCUUCUCUUGGAAUUGGAGAACCAAGAGGAUGAAGCGUUAUAUAGACCUUACAUCAACAGCAACGGAAUCAACUACAUCUACAUUAAUCACAACAACUUGUAUGUGUGUGCGUUGACUCGAAAAAAUGAGAAUGUCAUGGCCAUCGUGGUGUUUCUCUCCAAAUUGGUCGAGGUGCUAACCCAAUAUUUCAAGAGCUUAGAGGAGGAAUCUAUAAGGGACAAUUUUGUCAUCACCUACGAGUUGUUGGACGAGAUGAUGGACUUUGGUGUGCCACAGACCACCGACACAAAGAUCUUGAAGGAAUAUAUCACCCAGGAUUACUACAAGUUGAUCAGAAACACCCCAUCCAGACUUGUCCAGCCUCCUAAUGCCGUCACCAACGCCGUCAGCUGGAGAAAGGAGGGCAUAACAUACAAGAAAAACGAGGCGUUCUUGGAUGUGGUGGAGUCCAUUAACAUGUUGAUCAAUGCCAAUGGACAGGUGUUGAAUAGCGAGAUCUUAGGAGAAAUUAAAAUGAAGUCCAAGUUGAGUGGUAUGCCUGAUCUUCGCUUGGGCCUCAACGAUAAAGGAAUCUUCACCAGCAGCAUCGACGACGACACAGCCUCAGAGUCGGCACUGGGCUCCAAGAAAAUCGAGAUGGAGGAUAUCAAGUUCCAUCAGUGUGUGAGGUUGUCCAAGUUCGAGAAUGAGCGCAUCAUUACCUUCAUCCCACCCGAUGGCGAGUUUACUGUGAUGUCAUACCGGUUGCUGUCUGCACAAUUCUUGAUGAAACCUCUUAUUUUGAUCAAUUGCAAGACUGUGGUCCACAAGCACUCUCGUAUCGAGAUUUUAUGUUCAGCUCGUGCUCAGAUCAAGAAGAAAUCCACUGCCAACAAUGUGGAAGUCAUUAUUCCUAUCCCAGAGGAUGCAGAUACCCCUAAAUUCACAACUGAGUAUGGAAGUGUCAAGUGGAUUCCAGAGAAGUCCUGUUUGAUCUGGAAGUUGAAGACGUUCCAAGGAGGUAAACAAUUCCACAUGAAGGCAGAGUUGGGCUUGCCCGCAGUGAUUGACAAAGAGGAUAUGGUGCUGAAGAAACCCAUCAAGGUCAAUUUCUCCAUUCCAUACUUCACCACAUCGGGCAUUCAGGUUCGUUACUUGAGAAUCAAUGAGCCCAAGCUACAGUACCAGUCGUAUCCAUGGGUGCGCUACAUUACUCAGUCUGGAGACGACUACACGGUGAGAACCAAGUAG